AAGUAAUUUAUUUUUACCAUGACUUUUUUAGUUUUAAAAAAGCCGUGACUCGUUACAACAGCAUUAAGGUCUUUUGUGAACCAUGUAGUUUGUGUGUCUUCAGUAAAUCCGACUUUUAUACGCUAGUUGCCUUCUUUUCCACAUCUUAUGCACGUUAUCCAAUCUAGGUCUAAUGAUAAGGGUGGCUAACUCAUUGUGUCUAUUCAUUAUCUCUUGUACUUAACACCGAUUUUUUAUGCUCUGUCCCUAUUGAAUCAUAAUUGUACGAAGUCAUCUUCCAGAAAACUAUGGAAGAAUGGUCAUCCGGUUCCUGAACAUAUUUUUUGCAUAUCUGUGUCUUGGUAUGCCAGUUGGAGGGAACUCUCCAAGUGAAGACAAAUCACACAUUACUCAGUAUGUACUCAAAGUUGACCAAAACAGCAAUGUGACGUUGCCUUGUCUGUAUGAUAAGCAUGUGACUACUGUUGCAACAGGCUCUUUAGCCUGGUUUCGAGAGGGUAAAAAUGAGAAAAGUAUACAUCAUUCAAAGGUGCUACCAAACGGAUCGUUGUUCCUAAUAGAUGUUAGCAUUAUGGAUGAAGGUGUCUACAAAUGUGUCAUGCAGGGUGAAAAAGACACUGAUUUGUCUAUUGCAACCCUAAAUAUUCGCAGUACUCCUGGUCUGAUCAAAAAUAUAACUGUCAUUCCAUCUAGUGUAUUAGCUGUUGUGAGGUGGGAAAAACCAGAAAAUGGAGGCUACUCUAUCACAUCCUAUACUUUAAGAUAUCGCACUUUGGAUGAGGAUAUAUGGCAAUCUUUUAUGUCAGGUCACAUACCUUCAACCAUCAAUCAAGUGGAUGUUUAUAAGCUUGAGCCCAACACCACCUAUGUUUUUCAAAUUUGGGCCAACAACAAGUUGGGCUCUGGCACAGUGAAUGAAUUAGAAUUCACCACUCAGCACAGUCGGAAGGAAGUUGAGUUGGCAAGGCAUUUACUGGUUGGUGCUGAGACUUUUGACACAAGGACUUGGCUGGUUGCAGUUUUCCUAGUUUUCAGUGCAUUAAUUUUCCUUGGUUUUGGAACAUGCUUCAUUUUCUAUAGAGAAUACCGUAAAUCAUCUUCCAAAGAAAAUGGGGAUGAAGACACAGAAGAAGUAAUGGAGCUUGUCCCUCAUAUUAUUACAAACCCAGGUUAUCAUGAUGAAAAUCAACGGUGGUCCACCUCUGAACCUGAUGAGGAAUUUUACCAGAUAACAUUUCACCUCAAUAAUUCGGUGCAGUUAACUAACAAAUCAAAAUCGGUAAACAUAUAAGAUUUAUUUGUUUCUUCAGUUUUUCUCUUUACCACUGAGAAAUUUACCUCAGUUGGAAGAGAAUUAUCUCUAAAAAUAUGCUCUGCGCUUUAGUAGUAAAGGAACAUUUUGAAACUGAGUUGUUGCAAAUGAACAGAUUAAUUGACGUUGUUUAUCCUUCCCUCCCAUGACCUCAACAUUUCCUCUGCCUUAAAAAUGAGGGCUUAGCAAGCAAGUGGAUUUUAAUAAUACAUUUUAAAAUCCAAAUCACUUCUGGUGAUGGUUGAAAAACUUAUCAGUACUAGGUAUCCUCUAAAUACUUAAAAUUAUAAAAACAUAUAUUUAUAUGUAUGUGUACAUAUUCUUCUUUUUUUUUUGUAAUCAUGAAUGUUGAAGGAUAAGACUGAUCUACUGAUUCAUUUGUAACACUUUUUUGUUAUUUGUUGCAUUUUUUUAUUGUUCUGGUUUUUUUCCCCUUCUUUUUUCCCCCUCCGUUUUGUUUGGAAAGAAAGGAUACAAUUUUGGACAAAAUUUUGUCAUAAAAUUUGGAGUUUUCCAGUAACAAGAAUACUUCCUUCAUUAUGCAGCUAAUUGCUUUCCUCUUAGCGUCUAGAAAAGUUGAAAAUGCUACGGAGCACCCCAAUAAUUACAAAUAAUCAAAAGGUGAAUUUUAAAUUGAAACAUAAAAGUUUUACUGCAGGAAGGAAAUGUAUAGCAUUCCAUGUUUUGAAGUUUGCAUUAUUGUUCUAUGCUUUCAGCGGAAAUUUUUUUCAAACACCAAUUUUUUAUUUUGAAAAUUCCUGAAAAUCUGACAUUGUUGAGGUUACAGCAAUCAGUUUUCUCAAGUACUUGAUGUGUAAUCAUUAACCUCACAGAAUUUCUUUUUUUAAUGACUUGCUUUUGGAUACUUGAGCAUUUUAUCAAUUUGGAUCAAUUGUAACUCCUCAGAUCUGACUCUUCCUAUCCCAACAAGAAAUUUUAAAUUUGCAGCUCCUCCUCUUUCAUUCAUUUAUUUACUAUUUAAAUAAUUUCAUUUAUAGGACAGAGAAAUAUUUUCUUUGAAUUGUCCAAUAAUACUUCUUGAAGCAGUACAAAUCAAUUCUUUGAAUGUUUGAGAUUUCAGUUGACAAUAAAACAGCUUAAGCGCUUUAUUUUCAUACAAAAGUAAGUACAGUUUUUCAAUGUUUCCUCGAUAAUUUUCUAAGUUGUCUCUACUGAAAAUGAGUCUGUUUUCUACUUUAAUUCAAGAAAAUUCCAUGUUUUUUCUCACACUGAAUCCAACUUCAAAGCAAUGCAUCUCGUAUGUACAGAGCUUUAUUUCGGUACAAAAGUCUCCGACACUUCUUCAUGAAAUUUCAGCUUUUACUAUCUUCAUCUAUGGGUUGAGCACUGUUUACUUGUUUUUUUCAUCACUAACUAUUAAUUGAAUAUUGGUUGUAAUGACUGAAAAUAGUCACUUCAUGAUUGAAGACUUAUUAUACUCAUGUUUCCAUAAAUUUCACUGUCAUUAUGCUUAAGUCAAUCAGCAUUUUCUUUCCAGCGAACAAAACUUCUUGGUUUUAGGUAAUUCCUGAUUUUAUAGAAGAUAAUAAUGUCAUUACUGUGCAUUGUAAAUUUGUAUGCUAAUUAGAAGAAAUACUCGCUGUAUGAUCUAGCAGCUCUUUCUUUUGGCACUAUGACCGACUUAAAUUUACGACCAAUUGUGGUGAUUCUGUGAUGCAAAUCAAUUCGGACACUAUGCUCAUGAAUCCUGGAAUUAAGGGUUUAAUUUUUAAUUUCUAUGUUGAACAUUUUAAGUUUGAAGCAUAGCUUUUCAAAAACAGUCUGAGAAAGGUGCACUAGACUCUACACUCUGCAUCUGUUUAUAAUUUGAAUUCUUCACCUCAUGUAAUUUCUUAACUAUUUGUGUUUCCUCACUCUGAUGAGGUUACUCUCCAAGGGUUAUUCAAAUUGUAAUUGUACCUCUAGGGCUGCUUUCAAUUUUGACAAUGUUGACCAUUAAAAUGAAAUUGUACAUGAAUGAAUUUCAACAAUUUGAAUACAACACAUUUACAUCACAAUACAUACAAUUUCUCUAAUUAAAGUAAAUGCAUCUGGGUGCUUAUAAUCUCACCAGAUUAGUGUCUGGUAGGCUGUGCAAUAGGUUUUUUGAAUCCAGGUAAAUUUCCUUUCUUCCAUUUGUUACUGAGUGUGACAAAUAGAGAUUCAUUUUUCCGUUGAAAGUAGGAUUGGCAGUCAGCUCUGUGCUGUUUUCAAUCUGUGCCUUAAACACUUGUCGAAAAAUUGAAAGGAGUCAUUUUUCCCCCUGCAAUCAAACUUGUGUGAUCGGUUUUUUUUUUUUUUUUUUUAAUUCGCUUGCACAAUUUGAUUUGAACACUUGUGAACCUGAUUAUCAAUGUAGGUUUAAAUGACUAGUGCCCCAGGCAAUUUUCAUGUGUACAAGUUUGAACUCAAAUCAUUCUGUUUUCAAGCUCUAAAUGGUGUUUCUUCAACUAUUUGUACCAUAUCUCUGUUGUUUUAUUAACUAGUUUGAUAAUAACACUUAAAUUACUGUUGCGGAUAUGUCUAAUUUCUUGUUAACACCUCAUAUUACUCUCUGUCAACCAUUCCUUUAAAUGUUUUGUACAAGGAAGGAAGUGGUAAGUUAAUUUUCCAUCUUCAGGUAUUUCCCAGCUAGUCAAGUUGAAGGGCUGUGACCAAACAAAAAUGUAUUCUCUCCUCUUCCCCCUCAAGCGAAAUUUCUCAGAAUACUCGUAGUUAUUUCUGUUGUACAAGGAUUUUGAGUGUAUGUACAAAGUGAUACAUUUUUGGAAAAUCGCUUGGGUGCCCUGCAUUGCCAAGGAUGUUUUUUUAAUUUCACAGUCUGACAUCCAGAAAAGCCAAUAUCUCUGUAGUAUUGUCUUGUUGCAGAAUGAUGGUGAAUAGAAAAACAGUGAAUUGGAGAGGAACGCAAUGGAAGCUUGUCAACUCUAGAAAUGAUUCAUUUCAAAUGCUUAUAAAACUACAUAUAAUUCAACUACAAACAGUUCUCAAGAGUAUCAGAGGGUUUUAGCAUCAAAAACUGCAAGUCAAUAUUUCACACCCCAAGAGGGUUUUUUUUUUUUUGCUGUAGUAGGUAUUUUUAUUAGUUUGCCCCUUAAACGCCCCUCUGUGUGACCAUCUUAAUUUAAUUUCAAAAAAAUAUUUAGUUUGUAUAAUCUAUUCUUUUUUUAACUGUUUGUUAGUGUUUUAAAGGCUUUACUCCUGGCAUUGAACUCCAUUUAUAUUUCAAAACCUGCAAACUACAUUCAUGAAACCCCGAUUAACUCUGAUGGGAUCUUUUCGAACCCUGUGCCUUCCUUUCUUUCCUGUCAAAAUGCUUUCUGAUGCUAGUCAUAGUUUUUUAUUUCAGUGUAUGCUAUUCUGCUCCCUUUUUUAGACCUCCUUUUAUUUCUACCUGAUAUUAACUUUUAUAGUUAGCCUGUAUCAUAAUAGAAUAGGUGUAUAGCAUGUAGAAAAAUUCUUCAGUCUGCGGUUUAUUUCAAACUAAAGUGUAAGCACCGUAAGAUUGUCGUCAGGUGGUAACUCGUACAUGAGAGUCAUGUUCUCUGCAGCACCCUGUACCAUGAGAAAGAACUGUAUAUUAUCGGUAAAAUAUUAAGUUCCUCUGAACUUUCUACACAUCUGUUCUAUCCAGCUAAGUAACUAUUUGCUGUAGUGCAAUUUGUUGCCGCAAUUUAUUGAUUGCAGAUAGAUUGUUUACUGUACACGUUUCCAAUCUAUAUUACAGUAGAUCGCAUACUGAAGUUAUUAAUUUUAAUAAUGAUCUUAAAAAAGCUUGUGAUAUUGUGCAUAAUCUUCGUUGUUUAAUUCGCAAUUCGGAAUUAUCAGUCUGCUUUGUCAUGUAUUUGAUUUUCGUAAGUUAUUUUUGAAAUGAGUAAUAUUAGUACCUGUGACAAAAUUGAUGCUAUUGAUGUAUUUUACUAAGCGCCUCUUUUUGUAUCCUCCAUUUUACUGAUCUAAUACUUGUAGAAAGGUUGUGAAUUUUGAAUUUUUCAUGUGAAAGACAUAUCGGUGAAUGUACAGAAAUAUCUUGAUUAAGUAUCUCUAGGAUCAAGCUUUGGGUAGCAAUGGUCUAAGUCAUCAUGCUAGAAAAAUAAUGUUGAUUUUUAAUCACUAUUUUGUAAACUAGAGUUAGGGUAAUAUUUAUUCGCUAUGGUUUCUGUAUUAAAUGUAUCUAGCUUUAAGUCUUUUGUAUUUUUUUUUUAACCAAAAGUCACUAAUUUUAAUAUUGCAAAUUUAUUAAUGUUUUGUUGCUUGUAUUUUGCUAGUAUUUAAAAAAAAUUGAGCUAUAACAGUGAAUUUUCAUCAGGAAUGGAUCAGCACUGUUUUGUACCACAAUCAUUGUAGUUUCAUAACGUGGGUAUAAUUGGCAAGACCUUAACAUAAGAUUUCUCACAGGGGAAGUGGGGUGCAUGGUUUUGUCUUCAAGAGUAUAAUAUUAUGUAUUUAUUUAUGAUCUUCAUCAACAAAACUUGAAUUUUUGUUCUGACCAUAGUGAAAAUUCUUGCUAACAUGUUGAAGUAUGAUCUUAAUAUCACCAUCAAAAUUCUAUGAUCUCUUUCAUACUUUUUUUGCCAUUUCCUUUGCAAGUGGGUGUGUGCAGCUUUUAUUCUAAGGGAAUAAUCAGCACUACAAGACAAAUUUUAAAAAUGGUGCAAUGGUUCUAGUGCUGAUCUAUUCUGUUUCUGAGACCUACAAUAAGAAAUUGAGCUUCAUUUUAUGUAUCUCUUUGUCUUAAAUUUUUUAUGACAAAAGUUUGUUUUUAAUCACAUUUUAUUAGUACCCCAGAGCCAAAACAUACCCAACUCCAUUUCAACCAUUUAAAUAUAUAAAGGAUACUGCAUAUUGGGAAGCCCAUUAAAAUCACAAUUUUUGGACCGUUAUAUCUCUCACAAUCACUGAUGGAUCAGGGCACUAAAUUUUUUAUGCGUCAGGAACUCUUGUUGGAGACUUCCAAAAUACUAAUAACUAACUUUAUCCAUAAAUAGGAGUUGGGUACCUUUUAGCUUCAGGACCGUACUAUGAGGGUAGCCAUUAUGAUUAUUUCUCUGGUGUUGUUCAAUACUGCCUUUGUUAUAGUGCAUCAAUUUUUAAAGCUAGGCAAUAGCUCCUCAAUUUUUAGAUAAACGUCAUCUGGGAAGCAGUUAUGUGCAUUAAACUAGUAUAUUAUACGUUUCUUUUUUCAAGCACCUAAAAAAGUAAUAAAAGUGGUUGUUACAAUAAUAAACAUUAGCAGAGCACCUUGUAGAUUAAAUUUAAUGUUGCUAACACUUGUUUCCUAAAGUGUAUUUCUUUUUUUAGUCUAAGUACUAACUUUGUAACAAUAUAACAUCUCAGGAUAGACCACCAAAGUGCUAAGGUACUAACAAAACAAUACAGUAAAGGUUGUAAGAUUAGAAGAAUUUUUUUGUAUUUAGUAAUUCUCUCAAUUCAAAUCAAGUUUUUCAAAAGUGUUUCCAUGACCAGUUUAUUGUUCUUAUUUGAAAAUUAAAUGUUCAUUAGUAUUAUUUUCAGAAAAUACGUUUUCUCUCACAAUUAGAGUCUGGAUAGCAUCAAAUUUUGAAUGGAUGCCAUAUUUUGCUUUGCUUGAACAUUUUCUUAUUGUAAGCCUUCAUUAGAAAGUAUGUGACUUCCAACGGCCACUGUGAAGGAAAUAAUUAAAUCAAUACUAUCUCGAAGUUUCCGGAAGGUCAGUAUAUUUAUGAAAGACUCUACUAAUACCGCAAUAUCCAUGAGGGAAUUUUGAAAAGUUUUCCGUAGGUAUCCUCUUCAUCUAAUUUUUCAGGAAAUAACGAAAACUGUCCAUAAGUGAAUGAAGACACUGCAAGUUUUAAUUUCAAAAUAAAAUUUUCCUUCCUAUGUGGGGUAGCAAUGAGUAAAACCAGGGUAACAUUGCAAGUUCCAUUGAUAUCUAGAAUUUGGGAAGAAAAUAGAAAAUCUAGAAAAAUGAAGAUGGUAGAUUUUCAUAAUAUAUUUUUUUUCUUUACUCUAGCUGAAAGCAUUGCAAUCAAAACGUAGAAUCUCAAGUGUCUCUUAGAGUUGCUUUAAAAUAGUAUGCAAAACUUACUGUUAAAAAUUCUAGACAGAAGGAAUGACAGCAAAUGCAUUCUCAAGAUUUCUUGAAAAACGAGUUCAACUUGAUUAAUGAUAGUAAUAACAUGUAACAUCAAACUUGCUGGAACUUUAGAUACUUGUCUUCUUUCGAUUUGAUUAUUCCCAUACUGAUAAUGACAAAAAGCCUGGAAGUUAUAGGGAAAUCCUUCAAUUUUAUCAAGGUCCAUUGUUAACCUGAACAGUAGCAACCAGUAGAAUUGGAAUUAUUGUUAAAAUUAUUAUCAAGCAAUCACAUCUCAGUGAAUAAAUUGUAACUAAACAGAAUUUCUAAGAAAGAAAUCAACUUUUUUGGCUUAUUGUUAGUGUAGUAUUCAGAUGUGUUUUUACUAGUGUAUGCAAGCACUUGGUUUUCUCUCGACACAUAGACACUGUCGAACCCGUGUUUCUUAAUCUCUUUUAUUAGUCAUCUGAUAUUACCUCUCAUGAAAAUUGCUGUAACAAUACCUACCUUCAAAGCCCAAGUCUCCCCCAGUUCCUCACUGCUAUUGAUCAUUUUUUUUCUCUGAAGCUAAAUAUUUGGUUUCUGCUUCUCUCAAAAUGCCUGAAGCCCUAUGUAGGUACCAACUAUAGAACUAUGUACUUUCACUUUUCGUCCCUCCAUAGUCAAGAAUCUUUUUCUCUGAAAACUUUUCCUUUGUGAGUAUACUAUUUCCCCCUUCUUUUUUUAUCUGAUGUCGCUUAAGAGUCUCAAAAAAUCCCAUGUAAGUGUAAAAGGUACUACAAAUUUGAUCUCAUUAGGUAAGUAGGAACCUACCCAGGUUAUCGAGAUAAUUUUGAAAGUAGUUCAUAAAGGAGAGACAUAAAAGUGAAAUGAGCUUUAUCACAAUUUCGUACAUUCCUUUUUUUUCUUUCUUUAUUUUCGAAAACCCCAUUUUCAAGCCAGAAAAUGUUGAAAGCAUAAUUGGACUACAUUUUGCAAUUAGAAACUACAAUUUCUAGCUCAGUUUAGAAAUAGGUAAUGAGUGUAUCAUUAGUUUCUCUAUGCACACAAGUGUUUUAACAGAUGACCCAGAUGUUGUUGUUCCAAAUUGCAAAGUGAAGUUCAAUUAAUGGCACCUAUCACUAGUAUCUGUACCAACACUGUAAGUUUUUCCUCCUUUUACAUGGUAAUGUGUUGGUAGAAUUUGUGUGGCUGUUUAAAUUUGGAACACUUUCCAGUGCAAUUUCUUAUAUGGUGGGUUUUCUCUUAUUAUUUAGGUACCCUUUUUCCUCUUUUUUUUUAGUUUGUUUUAUCAUCCGUGUUCGUAUGAUUUUGCAUUUUAUUUUGAUUUUCUUAUAUGUGCUAGAGAUUCACUGUCAUUAUUAUGUACAUCAUUUUAACCUAUUUUCGAAUAAUAACUUUUGGCUAAUA
Messenger RNA from Bemisia tabaci, 8777 nucleotides. Lineage: Eukaryota; Metazoa; Arthropoda; Insecta; Hemiptera; Aleyrodidae. The record is from RefSeq and is a predicted model, not a curated record.